GAGGAUGGAGGGCGCCGCGGUGAACCUGCGGGGUCUGUACGAUCAGCUGGUGCGCCAGGCCGAGGUUUUGAGCGAGGGGAGCGAAUUCCAGUUCCUCCAGCUGGCCAGGAACUUCGAGGAGUGCCGGAGGAGGUGGCAGAGGACGGAGCAGGAGCUGGGCAGGUACAAGGACCUGCUGAUGAAAACGGAGGCCGAGCGCAGCGCCCUGGACGUGAAGCUCAAACACGCCAGGAACCAGGUGGAUGUGGAGAUCAAACGCAGGCAGAGGGCUGAGAUGGACUGUGAGAAGCUGGAGCGGCAGAUCCAGCUGAUCCGGGAGCUGCUCAUGUGUGACUCCUCGGGCAGCAUCCAGCUCAGCGAGGAGCAGAAGUCUGUCCUGGCCUUCCUCAACAGGCCCAAGGUCUCCGUGGGGGGCUCAGGCAGCAAAAGGCUGUCCACAAUAGAUGAAUCUGGCUCCAUCCUGUCAGACAUCAGCUUCGACAAGACCGAGGACUCGCUGGACUGGGAUUCCUCCGUGGUCAAAGCUGUCAGGCUGAAGAGGAGGGAGAAGAGGCGCUCCUCCAGGCAGUUCACCGAAGGCCCCCCGGGUCCUCAGAAGAAAUCCAGGUCCAUCAGCAGCACAGCAGAGCAGGCCAACGAGUCCAUCGUAGCCAAGACCACCGUGACGGUGCCCAACGACGGGGGCCCCAUCGAGGCCGUUUCCACCAUCCAGACCGUGCCCUUCCCUCGCAGGAGCCGCAGGAAGAGCGGUGCUCUGCAGGCCUGGAGCAGCGAGUCCAGCGUGGGCAGCAAGCAGCUGGAGCCCAGGGUGGACACUGAUGGCUCCAGCACCCCCCAGCACCACGGGGGGGUGAGGCUGCACGACUUCGUCACCAAAACGGUUAUCAAGCCAGAAUCGUGUGUCCCCUGUGGGAAGAGGGUGAAGUUUGGGAAGAUCUCCCUCAAGUGCAGGGACUGCAGGGUGGUGGCUCACCCCGAGUGCCGGGAGCGCUGCCCCCUCCCCUGCAUCCCCACCCUGGCAGGGACUCCAGUCAGGAUUGGAGAGGGGACCCUGCUGGAUUUUGUGCCUUCCACUCCUCCCAUGAUCCCUUCCAUCAUCGUGCACUGUGUCAAUGAGAUCGAGCAGCGAGGGCUGCACGAGACCGGCCUCUACCGCGUCCCCGGCUGCGACAAGACCGUGAGGGAGCUGAAGGACAAGUUCCUCAGGGCCAAGAGCAUCCCCCUGCUCAGCAAGGUGGACGACGUCCACGCCGUCUGCGGCCUCCUCAAGGACUUCCUGCGCAGCCUCAAGGAGCCCCUGCUCACCUUCCGCCUCAACAAGGCCUUCAUGGAGGCUGCAGAGAUCCCAGACGAGGAUAACAGCGUGGCUGCCCUGUACCAGGCGGUGGGAGAGCUGCCCCAGGCCAACAGGGACACCUUGGCUUUCCUCAUGCUCCACCUGCAGAGGGUGGCUCAGAGCCCUGACACCAAGAUGGACAUCUCCAACCUGGCCAAAGUGUUUGGCCCCACCAUCGUGGCCCACGCCGUCCCUGACCCCGACCCCGUGACCCUCCUACAAGCUCAGCUGUGCCCAGAGCCAGCCAGGGAAAAGAAGGAAAACCAAAUGAGCAUCCUGGGCCCCCUCACCACCCCGGAGCAGAAGCUCUCCAAGACUCCCUCCUCCAGCUCCCUGUCCCAGAGGGUCCGUUCCACCUUCAGCAAAACCACCCCCAGGUUUGGCAGCAAAAGCAAAUCCACCCUCCAGCUGGGCCCCCAGGGCAACUUCUUUGCCUCUCCCCUGCUGAAGUGAAGCCCUGGGAUGGAGCUGGUCCCCUCCUGGCAUUUUGCACUCCAACAAAUCCAACAAAUCCAACCAAUAAUCCAACCAGAAGUGCAGGUUCUCUCCGCGGGCUCCCCCCCCCUUUGAUGUCCUGAGAUGUUUUUUGCCCUUUUAUCUUUUCAGCUUCGCUGAGAGCCCCUUUUUAAUGGGAUUUUCUUGUGCAAUUGUGGUUUUUAAUUAAUGCUGUGCUGGCUGUGGAGUCAACACAACGAGCAGGGUUUGAUCAUUAAAGCUCUGGAGGAACCGGUGACAUUGUCACUC
This is a messenger RNA of Pipra filicauda (Wire-tailed manakin), 2080 nucleotides long. RefSeq names its product Rac GTPase activating protein 1 (gene RACGAP1). Gene Ontology annotation, biological process: signal transduction. The transcript has 16 exons. NCBI's taxonomy places the organism in Eukaryota, Metazoa, Chordata, Aves, Passeriformes, Pipridae. The record is from RefSeq and is a predicted model, not a curated record. The coding region runs from base 5 to 1789 and encodes 594 amino acids.